UAAUGCGGAUUGUCCCCCCAGCUGGCAAUAAAGUUAUGUACGACCUCUCAGCCAAGUUUGGCUGCCACCCUGGUGACGUCAGCGACCUACUGCGGACAGCUAAAAACCUUGAUCUUGACGUUGUAGGAGUAAGUUUCCACGUGGGCAGCGGAAUAAAGGACCCGGAAGUGUUCGCCACGUCACUACAGAGAGCCAGCAGUGUGUUUGGGAUUGCAGCGAAGAUGGGAUUCACUCUACAUACUCUUGACGUUGGCGGAGGUAUCUACGGACACAGAGGAGCACCAGUAUCUUUUGAAAAGGUUGCCACCGCCUUGAAUAGAUCUCUAGACGAGUUCUUUCCCGUGAGCUCCAAUGUCAAGGUCAUGGCAGAACCGGGGCGGUUCUUUGCAGCAUCGCCUUUCACCUUAGUGACAAGUGUGAUUGCAAAGAGGAAGUGCACGGCCGUCGUUGGGGAAAGAGAUCUAAAUGAGCUGAAGACUUUGGACCCGGAGAAGCCCCGUGACGUCACCCCAAGAUAUAUGUAUUAUAUAAAUGACGGUGUAUAUGGAUCGUUAAGCUUCGUUCUCUCAGAAGACACUUGCAUGAUACCUACAUUAGUCAAGGUACCCGCUAGUGACGUGACCUUCACCUCCAGCCUGUGGGGUCCGACAUGUGACGGCAGUGACUGUGUCCUGAAGGAAGGGCCUCUCCCCGAGCUCCAGAUCGGGGACUGGUUCUACUUUGAGAACAUGGGCGCCUACUCUCUCAGUCUCCACUCACGAUUCAAUGGAAUGGCUGUACCUGAGGGUCAUUAUAUGUGCGAGGAAGAGAUCUGGGAAACGGUUUUGAAGGGAGCAAGACAGAUUGAUGGAUAUAAAUAAGAUCAUCUAGUUUCUCCUGAUUUCCAGUUGACCAAGCAUGGUGUUUGUAUCGGUUUGUCCUAUUUAGAGAAACACAUGUCACGUAGAGAUAUAAAUCAGUGUCCAUCUACCGCUCAACCAUACUUGAGGUUCAACACAAUAUACUUUAUAUAUGUCUCAGAUACAUGACCAAUUCAUUUUUAUGCAGCCCUAUCAGACAGUUUAUAAACUGGAAAGUAGAAAUUGGAUAACUAUCACGACAAGUGGAUGGCUUUGGAUGAAUGAUACCAUUAAUGUAUUUUAUCACGUGGAAGCUCAUA
Haliotis rufescens (red abalone) is the source of this 1159-nucleotide messenger RNA. RefSeq names its product ornithine decarboxylase 1-like. The record is from RefSeq and is a predicted model, not a curated record. The transcript is spliced from 6 exons. Gene Ontology annotation, molecular function: ornithine decarboxylase activity. Bases 3 to 860 code for a protein of 285 amino acids. Gene Ontology annotation, cellular component: cytoplasm. Lineage: Eukaryota; Metazoa; Mollusca; Gastropoda; Lepetellida; Haliotidae.